AUGUUCAAAGAAGAGGAGGAGGCGCAAAUGUUGUUGGAUGAGCUGACAAAAGUCAUCUUGUCCUUUGGUAUGCACGCACAAAGUGCAAGCACAACAUCAGCAUUCAAUACUGAUGCUUCGCUGCCGUACAACCAUGAAUUUCGAGAGCCUUAUUGUGAAGCAAAAGGUCAAAAUUUGACCGGGAAGGAACUUAGUGCAAGCUUAACGCAUUAA
Opisthorchis viverrini is the source of this 213-nucleotide messenger RNA. RefSeq lists its product as hypothetical. NCBI's taxonomy places the organism in Eukaryota, Metazoa, Platyhelminthes, Trematoda, Opisthorchiida, Opisthorchiidae. The transcript has 2 exons. The coding region runs from base 1 to 213 and encodes 70 amino acids. The record is from RefSeq and is a predicted model, not a curated record.